UGGCAUUUCGUUCAAGCGACUUCCGGCGCCCGCUACCCUUGCCAGCUUCUGAGGCCUAAACCCCGAACCCGAACCCUAAGCGCUCGAUUUUCCUCUCUCUUGUACCGAUCGAUCGUUCUAGUUUUCAAGAUUCUGGGAUUUGAUCUCCUCCGAGGGAGAAUGGAGCUCGACGAGCACGAUUACCCGGAGAAAUCGGUGGAGAUCCGGAAGGAGAAAGAGCGCCGUGGCUCGCUGCGCGGCGGCGACAAUGAGAAGGACGGGGGCGGGGAAGAGAGGGCGUCGAGGCGGUCAAGGGCGGAGGAGCAACAGAAUGGCGAGAAGGUGGAUCGUGAGGAUCGGGAUCGCUCGCCGCGGCGCGAAAAGGAUCGGCACCGGAACAGCAGGAAGGUGGAGAGGGAGCACGACAAGGAUAGAGACCACCGGAGCCGAAAGUGGGAUCGGCGGGAAAGAGAUAAGGGGAAGGAGAAGGAGAGGGUCAGAGAUAGAAAGAGGGAAAGGGAGAAUGAGAGGGACAGAGAGAAAGAUAGGGAGAGAAGGAGGGAGAGGGAAAGGGAGAAGGAGAGGGAGAGCGAAAGGAGAAGCAGCAGCAGGUCGAGAAGGCACGAUAGAGAGGUUGAAACAAAGAUGGACAGGGCGAGGAGUAGAGAAAGGGCAUUGAGAGAAAGAGAACUCGAGAGAGACAUGAGGGAAAGAGAGAGCAAGAGGUUCAAGGAGAAAAAAGAAGUGGUGGAACCUGAAGAUGAUCCAGAAAGGGACCAGAGGACUGUUUUCGAGUCUCAGGUGAGGGAUGUGCACUUGAUGAUGGAUCAGAAUUCACAGUGUUCAAAGGAAGUAGGGGCAGAUAGCAUCAUGUCUCGAGGGAAACGAUUCAAAGAUGUAGAGUUCCAGCAUUCACAUAUUCCAACAGCUCGAGGUUGGUCAUUCGACACGACAGUCUCAGCAAUCUUGGACGGAAGAGCAUAGAAAGGAGGCUGUUGAGGUGGAGUUCUACGAGAUGACUCAUACUGAACGAGAUGACAGCUUUGUCCGGAAUGAGUCGAGAUACAAUGGAGAGGACUACAUCCCUUAGUCCCAAGCAUGUUAGUGUGUCGUCGUCAUCUUCAGAUAGUACUCGUGUUAAAGCCCAGAUAUAUGCUGCACUGAGGGGACCAAAGCAAUAUGGUCAAAUGAGGGGUCAUAAGGUUGAAGUCACCCACAGUCAGUCAUCUGUGAUGAGCAGAUAUAAUCAGGAUGCUAAACAGACUAGUACAACUGAAGAAAUUUGUAGGCUAAGCGAGGCAGAGGUAUCUUACAGAGAUACUUUCCUUGAGGCAGAUGUAUGAGACAGGAAUACAUGGCCUUAAGGCUUACUCUUAUCAUUACCUAGAAGCCACGAACUUGCCGAGAGAGGGGAUCAUAGAGGGUGGAGUCGAUUUCAUGGGAAAGAACUCAGUGAUGGAGAGCGGCGACGGUAGGGGCACCCGGCGUCGGCAAAGAGGGUGGGAUAGGUAUGUACUAGCAAAUAACGGAUGAGAUAGUGGUUGGGAUAGAGGAUGUGGAGAGGUAGCAGGGGAUGAGGUGGUGGGCAAUAGGCCAACACCAGGUGGACCAGUUAUUAUGUCAUUAACUCGAACAUAUACCACUUCAAUUCCUUUUUUUUUCCAAUUUUUAGAUAUAAUAACAUUAAAUUAAAAAAGAUUGGAUUGAUUGGUCAA
Molecule: messenger RNA, 1694 nt
Organism: Elaeis guineensis (African oil palm)
Lineage: Eukaryota; Viridiplantae; Streptophyta; Magnoliopsida; Arecales; Arecaceae
Biological process (GO): mRNA processing
Cellular component (GO): nucleus
Molecular function (GO): RNA binding
Source: RefSeq, a predicted model, not a curated record